Molecule: messenger RNA, 856 nt
Organism: Brachypodium distachyon (stiff brome)
Lineage: Eukaryota; Viridiplantae; Streptophyta; Magnoliopsida; Poales; Poaceae
Product: protein translation factor SUI1 homolog
Exons: 5
Coding region: 233-580 (115 amino acids)
Biological process (GO): translational initiation
Molecular function (GO): translation initiation factor activity; RNA binding
Source: RefSeq, a predicted model, not a curated record
GUACGGCCUCUGUUGACAAGGCGGUUUACCGGAUUAUACGUUUUCUCCUUCCUAUAACUGGGCGACACCUCCUGCGGUCCGGCCCAUAGUUCGUUCUCUCUCGCUCUCCACUCUCCUCGCGUCGCCUCCCUCUCGUCCCGUGCGCUCGACCAGCAAAAGCGCCCAUAUAAAAGACCAACAAAGUGAACGCUUGAUCUGUUCGGUGCCGGUCAAACCUCAACAACCAAGUUUCAUGUCUGAUCUCGACGUUACGCUUCCAUCUGCCUUCGAUCCGUUUGCUGAGGCAAAUGCUGAGGAUGCUGGUGCAGGUCCUGGAGCAAAGGAUUACGUGCAUGUGCGCAUUCAGCAGCGAAACGGCAGGAAGAGUCUGACAACUGUUCAGGGCUUGAAGAAAGAGUUCAGUUACAACAAGAUCCUCAAGGAUCUCAAGAAGGAAUUCUGCUGCAAUGGCACAGUAGUCCAGGAUCCAGAGCUAGGCCAGGUCAUUCAGCUUCAAGGUGAUCAGCGUAAGAAUGUUGCUACUUUCCUAGUUCAGGCUGGGAUUGCGAAGAAGGAGCUGAUCAAGAUCCACGGCUUCUAAGCAGCCUAUAAAUGCUUGUAUGCAUUAUAUUGUGUGCUACCUGUGAUAUUGCUGGAAGCCUUGGAAACUUGAACCUGUGAUAUUGCUGGCUAUUACUUUCAUCUGUAGUGAAGACAUAAGGAUAUUGUCGCUGUUAAGUGCUUCUUGCUUGAUGCAAGUUGUGUUGUCAGACGUCACCUCAUUAUACUGUACCCGCAUAUCAGUAUGGUGUGUUUGAAAUGUUGCCGACUAAAUUAUAUCAUCUGCCAUUUGACUAUAGCUCUUGAGUUUGGCCCA